AUGCCAACAGCGAAACCAACCAAUAUCGAUGCGCAACGCAUCCUUGCCAUCAUGGACGAGUUGAAGGAGAAACUCACCUUCUUGUCUUUCGUCUCCGCACAGGUCUUAGGUGGUCUCCAAGGAGAGGACGGCUCCGCCACGGUUGAGAUCCUUGGGCCAGAGCUGAUGAAAUGCUUUGCGGAGCAGCUCAGGUUAGAGGACCUGUACGUCAUGGCGAGUGGAGAGGGCGGCUAUGGCCACAAUGAAGAGACAGAAGAGAUGCGCGAGGAUGUGAAGUCUCUUCAGAAGAAUACCUUGGAGCUCUGCCGGAAGAUGAAGGCAGUGCCCAACGUGGUGCAGGAGUUGAGAAACUUCCAGGAUCGUGAAUCGCGGCCUGCUGCUAUGAUCCAGUUUUUGAAGACCUUAGCAGACAUGCAGGAGCUCACUUUGAAGCGUCUGAGCACCACUGUAGAGGAGGAGAAGAGUCGACAGGAACUUCUGGAGCACUACAAGAGCCGUGAAGCAGAGGCCAGCGCCCGUCGUCAGCAGCUGGAUCGGGAUUUGGCGCACAUUCGCGUGGAGACUUAA
Messenger RNA from Cladocopium goreaui, 567 nucleotides. The record is from the annotation of a GenBank genome assembly. Lineage: Eukaryota; Dinophyceae; Suessiales; Symbiodiniaceae.